Xiphias gladius (swordfish) is the source of this 3377-nucleotide messenger RNA. RefSeq names its product spermatogenesis associated 6 (gene spata6). Gene Ontology annotation, biological process: spermatogenesis. Lineage: Eukaryota; Metazoa; Chordata; Actinopteri; Istiophoriformes; Xiphiidae. The transcript is spliced from 11 exons. Bases 76 to 1476 code for a protein of 466 amino acids. Gene Ontology annotation, molecular function: myosin light chain binding. The record is from RefSeq and is a predicted model, not a curated record.
GUCACAUGACUCCACAUCCGCUCUAUGACUAUUGCUGUUUGGAAGCUAUGACAACGAACCGUGACAGUUGGAUGAAUGGCCUCUAGGAAGAAGAAGCUUUCCUCCUCUAAAGUGCAUCAAAAGUCUCUGAAAUGUACCGUAUACCUGGACAUUCAGGCAGUCACAUGUCCAGGAGUGCUUCUGUAUAAGAAGAACGAUAUCUACCUCAGUGUGUGUAUCAUGGGCCAGUACAGGAAGACUCCCUGUUUGCCCCCUGUCUUCCCUUUACUCUUCCACCACAAAAUGGUCUUUGUCAAGACUUUCCCUGGCGUUGUUGACCCUGCUGAUGUAGCUGACCUCCUCGCAGCUGACACAACAUCUUUUGAGCUGAUUCAGUUGGUGCCUCCAGAGGGUGAGAUCUUAGCCACGAUGGAGGAAAGCAGCAGAGAUUUCCUGUACCCUGAUCCCAGACUGAGCUCCAGAGAAGGAGCUGCAGAGAGAGAAAUACUGAUGAAGAGGUCCUCCUCCUUUCCUGGAAUCUCCCCCAAAGUGGAGUUUGCUAUGACAUCAGUCGUAGAAGAGAGUGAUGGGAAAGACAGCUGGCCUGCCUCGCCUAACAGCUGUCUUUCUCCUGUGAAGCCAUCUUUAACUCCGUCCAGACAGAGUUCAGCGAAAAGGUCUUCACCAUCCAGCAGACAUUUUUCCAGAAUAGAUGAUGGGAAUUGUGUCUCUUUGAAAGGUGGAAAGGAAAAGCUAAAUAUUGAGGCUAACAUGACAAACUCUGCACCAUCAUCAUCAUCCAGACGCUCUCCUUCUUCAUCUCCAUCUGGCAGCAGUCCCCGGAAAAACAAGAAGGAAAGAAAAUACACUUCUCCCAGAGUUUCUGUAGACUUUGGCUACCAGCAGCCCACAGUUUCCUCACGGACACGAGCCCUGUCCCCUUACACUCACCGCAAGAUGUGCCAGCUUUCAGAGGACGCCAGGCAGAGGCUCAGCCACCUCCAGUUGGGGCCUCACCACUUCAGGAAGGAGACGGAGAGCCAGCCACCCUUCUUGGUCUCUCGUUGCAGUAGUGUUUCUGGGAUGGGAACUCCUUCCUCCUCUCCCCACAGUGGUAGCAUGCAUCAACGCUCUUUUAGCUUCUCAGUUGAUCAAGCAGAUUCUUCUCUCCUGGGUAGUUACAGACCAAGAACAGCCAGACCCUGUGACCUCUCCCAGGUGAAGUCAGGUUGUACGAGAGUCCAGACAUCUCCAGAGACACGUUCCAGACAUGAAGCCCGGACCAGUCGCCCUGUGAUAGGUUCUGCCCCUGCUCAGUCUACCCAGGCUAUGUCAGACACCAGAAGUUCUCUGAAUGUCAGCAAUCAUUCCCUCAGAGAAAGGCUCCAGACCAGUCAGCCCAGUCCAUCCCAAUGGGAGGAGAUCCACAGCCGAGUCCAGAGGAUCCUACAGACACACAGAACGACCUGGGACCACCGAGUGAGCUUUGACCUUUAACCUUCUGCUCUCAAAAGGGACCAAAUAAUUUUUAGGUUACAGUGCAAAGACGUCUCACUGUUAAACUAGUAACUCUAAUAAUGCAUACAUCACAAUCACAGUUCCUACGGGCUGAUUUUUACUGCACCAGUUGUAUUUUUUCUGUAGGAAUGGAUGCACACACACAUCCAGACAACACACCUUCUUGACCUCAAGGUUUUAUCAUUCAGGGAGUCGAACCACCUCACACGUGUCUUUAUUUAUCUCAAUUUGAUGUUCAUUUACAUUUCAAAACUUCACAUGCACCUGCUGAUCCAUGUUUACCGUCAUUAUUAAGGCAGGAAAUUGUCAGAGGUUAUGUUCAAACGCAUAGCUGCACCGCUUCCUUCUCACCCAUCAGCUGGGCUGCGUUUUAAAACGCCCCGAUGGUGAAACCAAACUGAGACAUCGUCUAAUUUCUCUAAAGCUCUGUGUGAAAUUGGCUCGGCAGUAAAGAAGAAUCAUUUUGUGUGUGCGUGUGUGUUGCGCGGGGGGGGGGGCUUACAUCGUGGAUGUAAGCUGCAGCUGUUAAGGGCUCAUCUCUCACAACACAAAAGAGAAACAAGAAGGUAGCCAAGAGCCACCGUUGGGAGCCAAGCUACAAGAGACUGAAGAGAUUUAAGAGAGAAAGAAGAAAAAGUAAAAUCCUGAAUGAAAGAGCAGGAGACACAAAGAAAUUUAGCUUUAAACAUACAUUCAGAUCCAUAGUGCCACGCUGAAAUGUCUAACAUUGAAAAUAAAAACUGUAUGUAGAGUUUGUAUGCAUGUGCUCUCACAAAGGUUGUCUGCUCUUUAUAAUGAACACUUAGCUAUAGUAGCUUAAAUCUUUUAUUAUUGCUAAUUAAAUGAAGUGCAGCUGCAUUAUUUGAACCAAGAGAUCAAUUUUAAAUCAUACUGAAUGAAGAAAAUGUAUGUAUGCAGGAGGCAAUAGGUAAUACAGUGAAUGAUCACCUGGAUUCCUUCAACGCAGUGGGUACAUUUUAAAUAAAUGUGCAAGUAGGAUCUAAUUAAUGGUCAAACUAAAUCCCUUGCCUCUUGAUGACCCAUAUCGCCCAAUUCCCAUCUUUAUUCAGAGCUGGAAGGGAAAAGGUCCCAUCUGUUACUGAGUCAGCAUGUCGGAUUGUGCUGCUCACUUAUAAAGAAGACAGGUUACAGUGCAAAAUGUUAAGAUUUUCUCACUCCAACUAUAGUCCAGUGCACAGCAAAAUCUGGUUAAAAAAAAAAAAAAGGGGGUGUAUCUUUUAACAUCUGACGGUCUGUAAAUGAAUCUUGGACUCAGACAGUAGACUAUGUCUGAGGAUAGAAUUUUUAAUACCAUUUCCAUUAACAUACCAUUUUUCUUCUCAGCAGGUAGUUUUAAUAACUCUGCCUACUGCAUCUGCUUUAGCAUCUUUAUCACCAGACUGCAUUUGAGUUUCACUUGAAAUACAGUUUGCACCUUCAAAUUAAGGUAGCAGCGCAUUGUCAAUUUGAAAAUUCAUAUACAAACCAAUUUAAAAUCUGUUCUAUUUUUAAUGUGACAGUAUUGCUUGCAAAUUAUGAAUUGAGUUUGCCUCUCAAUGUUAAUAUUAGAGUUAGUGAUAUUUCCAAAUAUUGAAAUCACUUAAAAAUUCAAUUUAGCUACUUGAUAGUCAUUCAUAUGAAGUCAUGUCUGAAUAUGCUGAAUUAAUUGUAACAAAUGUCACCUUCAGUUCUUCCUGCUUAUUCUGUUUCUUUGUGGCAGAAUGCUUACACUCAGAGUUUGUAGCCUCUAUUUCAGCCAAAGCUGGUCAGGCACUCAAAAAGUAAUUUUGUUUUAUUCUGGUUCUCCCUCUUUUUUGUGGUCUUCUUUUUAAGAAUUACUAAAAACAGUAACAUAAAAUGUUUAAAAAUGUGGCCUAUAU